This is a messenger RNA of Pomacea canaliculata, 2869 nucleotides long. Its product is annotated as putative carbonic anhydrase-like protein 1. The record is from RefSeq and is a predicted model, not a curated record. The coding region runs from base 1765 to 2421 and encodes 218 amino acids. Lineage: Eukaryota; Metazoa; Mollusca; Gastropoda; Architaenioglossa; Ampullariidae. The transcript has 11 exons. Gene Ontology annotation, molecular function: carbonate dehydratase activity; zinc ion binding.
CGCUGCAAGCGGUCCUAGACUGGAACUAUCCAAGAAGACAGUAUUGGGAGGAUCUCCACAAAAUUACGAGGCUGAAUAGACCCGCAAGCAGAGACACAAAAACCGCUUGAGACUGCCUCAAUUCUCAGGGUUACUCCAGUUUUUUAAUGAAAGCACUAAACUUAUCUCCCUUGGCCUCAAAUACAAGGACGGUGUGUGUUGGACAGGGAUAGUGAAACCGUUCGUCACUUCCUCCAAAAGAGACAUAACUCUUUCUCCCACUAUUUUCCCUUCCAUUUGCGUCCAACAAGGUUCUGCACAGGAAGGAAGGGUCUCCUUUGCCAGGCAUAUAUCGCGACCAGACGCCGGUUUGUAGCAGUGGGAUCUCACCCUGUCGUGGGAUGUAGAAGCAGGAAAGCUGGAAAUCUCGUCUUAUGUUGCACGUGUCAGCCGCCAACAACUGUCUGUUUUCGACUUAAUAUGCAGGAACCUUGGGGCUGGAGUUGUGAACAACCAGUUCAGGAGUCGCCUCUGACCAAACAUGUUUAGGGGUCCGCCGGAAGGGGUAUCUGACUCUCUAGGCGACGGUUCCAGAACUGUCAGGCAUCACUUUUGAAGAAAAGAUAACUCUCGUCUUCCAGACUGGGCAGACGCACACGGACAAGUAUCGAUCUCUUACUUUAUUUUCUUUGCACGGCGAGUUUUAACGACAACACAGCUGGGUUGUCAAAAAUGUGGCGCCACCAUCGAGCUUUCUAGAGUACAGUCCAGCUGUCCAAAGCACGGUCCAGCUGUCCAAAACUCAGUCGAGCUGUCCAAAGCACGGCCCAGCUGUCCAAAACAUCGGCUUUUCCAAACUCGGGUGGACUGUGUUCGUCUUUUUGGUGAAUGAGGCAGGACCAAUGAAAACGUCGAAUCAUAAUGUGCAAACGGAAACUGCAUCCGACCCGAAGCCGUUGCGUGUAACCUGCAUAGUCCUCUUUCGCAUCACCGCUUUGAUGACGUCACAAAAAACGUUUUGAAAGUUGUUAGCAACGAAAACAGUUUCGAGGAACUCCACUCGUAUGAUAACAAAGACUCAAACUGGACCUUACUUUUGAAUGAACGCCACUCACGCCUUCGUACAAAAGCAGGUUCCGUGCGAGCGAGAAUCUGUUUCUCUCCUGUCAUCAAUGGUCAAUUUGGGAAAAUGGAGAUCGAAGCCACCCCUUUCUGACACAGCUAAGCUUCGCAGCAGACAGUGAAUUGGCUUCAGCGAGUUCAAAGCGGGUCAGUUGUUCUCCACCUCCAGCCACGCGGGGACUAUAAACAUUAAAAUUUCAAAUCACUUGGCACGUUAACUCCAAGGCGAGGACGAGAACCAGUGAACAAGCCUUUGCCUUUCUAUCUCUGUCUCUACCCUGCAAACUAGAUCCACGACUGGACAGCUUGAAAUCCUCACCCGACGAUUGUUCUUCCUGACCCCUGACCCCUGACCGCCGUAACCACCCAUAUCUACGUCAGAAAAUUGGAUUAUUAGUAGAAAGGGUGGAAGAUCGCUGGAGGCAGGGUGUUGCCUCUCAGCAGGAAACGACUACAUCCACAACAUUCAUUGACAAGAUCGCAGGCAACGGUGUGCGUGACCUCAUUAGCUUGCGGCGGCCUCCAGUGGCGACCUUUGUCGGUUCACCUGCACCCGGCACGCGCCCUGCCGUCGGCCGUCUGACGGACAAUCUCUAGCGCUCCCGUGCGGCGUGUCGCUCCCUCUUUCCAUCGUCACCUACCCGAGGAGCUUUGGAUCCCCGGAUGUGCAUGGCUUACGUCAUGCCUGGCCUGGCGGAGGUCUGGGCGGUACUUGGCAUUUGCUUCACAAUCUGCGUCCACCCUGGUUACUGCAACCGCUGGGCUGACUGGUGGGAUUACAACGGAAUUUCAGGACCUCAGUUCUGGGGACUUAUGAAUCCAGGAUGGAUACUUUGCUCCAAGGGACGAAACCAGAGUCCCAUAGACAUCGAUCCUAGCUCUCUGCUCUUUGACCCCAGCUUGACACCAUUGUACAUCCAGGGAGAUGAGCUAUCCGGGACUCUACAAAACAACGGUCAUGACGUCACCUUUUACGUCAACCACUCCAGCCACUCGACGCGUCAGAUGACGGUGACGUCAGGACCUCUGUCCUACACAUUCCGGGUGGACCGGGUCCGAUUUCACUUCGGCAGAAACGAGAAUGAGUCCGGUUCAGAGCACACAGUGGGAGGCCAGGGUUUUCUCGUGGAGAUGCAGAUUUUGGCUUUCAAUUCUGAGCUGUACCCAGACUUCAAGACAGCCGAACACGCACCCCAUGGGUUGCUAGCCAUUGCUGUCUUUGCUCGGCUCUCCAUGCCGGCAAUCGCGAGUUUGACGUGUUGCAGCGUGCCCUCGGGGCGACUAUCUUUAAAGGUGACUGGACCCCCCUCCCCAAGCUGAGACUUGGACGCUUGCUGCCCGUGACCGACCAUUACGUCACGUAUCAAGGUUCGCUUACUUAUCCUGGGUGUCACGAGACAGUCACGUGGCUUAUUUACAACCGUCCAGUCUACAUUUCCCAAGCACAGCUGGCCGCCCUGCAGGUGCUACGUCAGGACACCCGCAACAAUCCCGUCAUGCUCAUGGGCGGCAACAUUCGCCCCAACAGCAGCUGCACCAGCGCACCAUUCGCACCAACAUCAACUUCAGAGACAAGAAGUGUUCCAUGGCCCGCACUACAAUUUAUCAAGUCAACGAGCACGUGGCAACUCGGGACCUGCGAUGACGUCAAAUAACGGUCCUCUUGUGUCGAGGGCGCAUGCGCACGCUGACGUCACACGUGCACGUGCUUGCAGUGCGAGAGGCGGAGGUGCCUUAUGUUGACGGCGCGGGCACAUGAACUGCAAGG